Sinocyclocheilus rhinocerous is the source of this 1251-nucleotide messenger RNA. It is a transcript of the gene gdf6b, whose product is annotated as growth differentiation factor 6b. Gene Ontology annotation, molecular function: growth factor activity; cytokine activity. The record is from RefSeq and is a predicted model, not a curated record. Lineage: Eukaryota; Metazoa; Chordata; Actinopteri; Cypriniformes; Cyprinidae. Gene Ontology annotation, biological process: BMP signaling pathway. The transcript has 2 exons. Gene Ontology annotation, cellular component: extracellular region. The coding region runs from base 1 to 1251 and encodes 416 amino acids.
AUGUGUGCUUAUGGAGCGUCUGGGGCAUUUUUGACUUUUACGUUACUUUUGCAUUUUCUUUGUGUUCACUCAAUAAAUCCUCGGUUUCCAACCGCAUCCAAAGGCAUGAAAGUGACCAAGACUGUUCCUGCUGCUGAUGGCCACAGGAGAGCCAAAUACGGCAAAAGUAUUCUGUCAGCAUCACCGUUAUCAGGAGACGUGCAGUCACAGCGGGCGAUCAAGGAUGCAAUUGAACCUCAUGAUUACAUGAUCUCCAUCUACAAGACCUUUUCCUCGGCUGAGAAACUGGGACUGAACGCGACUUUUUUCCGCUCGUCAAAAGCAGCAAACACCAUAACGAGUUUCGUGGACGAUGGUCAAGAUGACCUUUCAAACUCCCCACUGUGGAGACAGAAAUACUUAUUCGAUGUAUCGACUCUUUCUGAGAAUGUGGAGCUCUUGGGUGCUGAACUGAGGAUAUACACAAAGAUCUCCGGAAGCUUCCGAGCGUCUGAGACGGGCCCAGUGGAGAUACAGUUGCUCUCCUGCCAGUCGCACGCCGUCCUUGAUUCCAAAACCUUGGAUCUGGAGGAUGCGCAUAAACCAAAAUGGGAGGUUUUUGACGUAUGGGAGAUUUUUAAGGAACGUCACCUGCACUCCCAUGGGACGCGCUUCUGUUUAGAGCUCAAGGCGACGCUCGAUAAUCCUGAGAGGGAAAUCGACUUGCAAUAUCUUGGAUUUCACAGACAUGGCCGCCCGCAACUAAUGAAAGCCAUAUUGGUUGUUUUCACAAGGUCAAAAAAGAGACAAAGCCUUUUCUACGAAAAGAGGGAGAAGAUUAAACUGUGGGGUCUGGAUAGUUUUGGCAAGGAGAAAGGACCUCACUCAAAGUCUCGACGGAGAAGACGGACCACUUUACCCAGCCGCCAUGGCAAGAGGCACGGCAAAAAGUCCAAAUCUAGGUGCAGCAAAAAACCCUUGCAUGUGAACUUCAGGGAGUUGGGUUGGGACGACUGGAUCAUUGUUCCCUUAGACUAUGAGGCCUAUCACUGUGAGGGCAUGUGUGACUUCCCCCUCCGGUCUCACCUGGAGCCAACCAAUCAUGCCAUCAUACAAACUCUCAUGAACUCCAUGAACCCCAGAAACAUGCCGCCCAGCUGUUGCGUCCCAUCCAAACUCAGUCCCAUCAGCAUCCUGUACAUCGACGCAGGAAAUAACGUCGUAUACAUGCAGUAUGAGGACAUGGUGGUGGAGUCCUGCGGCUGCAGGUGA